Molecule: messenger RNA, 204 nt
Organism: Aphanomyces astaci
Lineage: Eukaryota; Oomycota; Saprolegniomycetes; Saprolegniales; Verrucalvaceae
Exons: 2
Coding region: 1-204 (67 amino acids)
Source: RefSeq, a predicted model, not a curated record
AUGGGGUGUGGGACGAGCUCGAAGAUCUUGGCCUUGUCAGAGUCGGACCGAGCGCAGGCGGCCGAAGUCCUCGUCGGCGCCGCCCUUGAAGAAGGAAGCUGUGGCAUCAUUUUGGCCAUCGUGGUCGUAUCAGCGAUGUGGUAUUCAGGACUCGGUCAAUUUGAACAGUCCGUGUCGGUGCCGUACAUCUCCCUGCUGGUGUGA